Messenger RNA from Limulus polyphemus (Atlantic horseshoe crab), 2206 nucleotides. RefSeq names its product elongator complex protein 2-like (gene Elp2). Gene Ontology annotation, biological process: tRNA wobble uridine modification. Gene Ontology annotation, cellular component: elongator holoenzyme complex. The transcript is spliced from 14 exons. Lineage: Eukaryota; Metazoa; Arthropoda; Merostomata; Xiphosura; Limulidae. The coding region runs from base 137 to 1963 and encodes 608 amino acids. The record is from RefSeq and is a predicted model, not a curated record. Gene Ontology annotation, molecular function: protein binding.
GCCAUUGCUGGCUGUGGCAAGGGAUACGGGGCAAAUACAGCUGUUUGUUCAAGAUAGCAAAGGAUUAUUUUCUUGUGUACAUUCACUGGUUGGUCAUGAAGACUGGGUUAGGGGUCUAGAUUUCUGCAUCGAUGAAAUGGGUGACCUCCUUCUAUCAUCCUGUUCACAAGAUUGCUUUCUUAGAAUAUGGAGAAUAUCUCCAAGACAACCUGGUUUUCAAGAUGUUCCUCCUGCCAAUACUUUACAAGGAGGGCAGGAAAUAAAACUGAAGGAAAACUUGCUAUGGGCUUAUGGUGCAGAGAAAGAAUACUUGUUUGCUGUUUCCCUAGACUCUGUUCUUACAGGACACGAAGAUUGGGUAUACAGUGUCCACUGGCAACAUCCACAACAGACUGACGAUCAGACGUAUCAACCCAUGAGAUUGCUAUCGUCAUCAAUGGAUAAAACUAUGAUUUUGUGGGAAUCGGACGAAGAAUCUGGAGUGUGGCUGGAAAAGGUGAGGGUAGGAGAAGUGGGUGGAAAUACACUAGGGUUCUAUGGAGGAGUCUUUAGUCCUGAUGGAAACUCAAUUCUUGCUCACGGCUAUCACGGAGCUUUUCACCUGUGGCAUUACAAUAUAGAGAGUGACUCUUGGGAUCCAGGAGCUGUAUGGGGUGGUCAUUUUAGUACGGUUCAAGAUUUAGCCUGGGAUCCAGAAGGUGAAUACCUGUUGAGCUGUAGCAGUGACCAAACUACACGACUUCAUGCACCUUGGGUUCAAGAAUCUGGACAGUUAACUUGGUAUGAGAUUGCAAGGCCACAAGUCCACGGCUAUGACGUCAGUUGUAUAGCUGUCAUUAACACGUACAAGUUUGUAUCUGGAGCUGAUGAAAAAGUUCUUCGUGUAUUUGAAGCACCAAGAAACUUUCUAGAAAAUUUUUCUCAGAUUUGUAAGGUUGAUGUUACAGCUGAUACAUGUACUAAGCUUUCUAACCUGCCCAAAGGGGCAAAUGUUCCAUCACUGGGGCUUUCAAAUAAAGCUGUAUUCGAACAAGAUCUCAUUGUAAAUGCUAACCAAGAAAAGAAACACCCCAGAGAUCAGUAUCCUGACAGCUACUUUACACCAUUGAGUCUUAAAGCUCCACCUAGUGAGGAACAAUUGUUACAAAAUACACUGUGGCCAGAAGUUCAGAAGUUGUAUGGUCAUGGCUUUGAAAUAUUUGCCUUAGCCUGCAGUCACACAGGGACCAUCAUAGCAUCAGCUUGUAAGGCAAGUAAACCAGAACAUGCUUGUAUUAUACUGUGGAAUGUGUUAACAUGGAAACAACAGGGACAACUGUUUGGUCACUCUCUGACCAUAACCCAACUAGCUUUUUCACCAAAUGACCAGUACUUGUUGGCUGUAUCUAGAGACAGGACCUGGUCCCUGUUUCAACGACAGUUGGAUAAGAUAGGUACAGUUUACGAGAGAGUUGCUUACUCUGAUAAGAAGACUGGAAUUCAUGGACGUAUUAUAUGGGGCUGUGCUUGGUCACAUGAUGGUCUGUUCUUUACUACUGCUUCCCGUGAUAAGAAGGUCAUUUUGUGGGGAGAAACGAUUGAAGAAAAGCAACAACAGAGUUGUUUGGGAAGAUUUGGAGCUCAGUCGGCUGUACUGGAAUUAGAAGAUGCCGUAACAGCUGUUGAUUUCUGCCCUGUUUCUAUCCAGGAUUCCAGGUAUCUGUUGGCCGUGGGUCUGGAGAGUGGCUUAAUUUAUUUGUAUAAGUGGUGUGGACAUCAAGGCGAUGACCAAUGGCUGUGCGUCACAAAACUUGAUAAAUGUGUGGCUCACCACUCAACGGUGAAACGUUUGAAGUUCUCACCUAAACUAGGAAAAGCCGGCUGCCGAGGGAAAGCUGGUACCGCCAAGGAUGUGGUGCAACUGGCCAGUUGUGGUACAGACGGUAUUGUUAAAGUGUACAACAUUAAGCUUUCUGCUUUGUGAGGAUUGUUUACUGUAUCAGAUUGUUAGUUGUACAAAUGUUGAUGAGAUAUAUAACAUCAACUCAACAACAGAGUUUUUGUCCAGGUUAAACAGUCUGGAGAUCUGUUACAGGACUUCCUCAGUUAACUAAUCACGUUAUCAAAGUGUAUCGUAUACACUAACAAAAUGGAUAACUACAGUUUUCAUUGCAAGGUGAGGAUGUAUUCAGUAAUUAUGAAAAAAAUAAAUUGUUGGCCAAAAACA